AUGCCAAGCUCGAUCUUGGCCAACGACACGCCCUCGCGCCAGCGUCCGCCGUCCCUCGACUCGACCGUCCCCUCCUCGACUUCAUCUCGUCGGUCGGUUCCGGCGCCCUCCAGCCUCUUCAACCCGCUCAAGAUGCUUGGAGACAACGCCCAGCAGCUCGUCGUCGAGGCGCACCGCUCCCAGCAGACGCGGUCCCUCCUCCCGUACAACACGGCCGGCGUGCGCACCGUCAUCCGCGAGUCGCACUCGCUGUCCCAGUCGAUCGUCCAGACGGCCGCCCCCUUUGUCGGCUCGCAAGGCGUCGCCCCUACACCCGGCGUGUCCGCCGAGUUGACCGUCGCCGCCCUCGCCCUCAACCGCAACAAGCGCGCCCUGUACGUCUACCACCAGCAGCGCAUCGACGUCCUCCGCGACCGCUUCUGGGAGAGCGGCGGCGUCCUCAGCGCCGCGUUCGGCGCCGAGACCGACACGCGCAAGGCCAUGACGACGACCGACGAGGAGUUUGCCAAGGGCUACGCCGACCUGUGCCUCGCCUUCAAGACGAGCGUGUACGGUGGCGGCGGCCGAGGCGGCGCGUCGAGGGGCGACGACGAGUCGUUCCGCUUCGACGACGACGAGCGCGACCCGGACGACGACGACGACGACGACGACGAGGGCGCGACCCAGCUCAUGGACGCCGUCGACCUCCUCGGCGGCGGGACCAACCUCGCGCCGCCCAAGGAGCUCAUGGUCGACGUGCGCGUCGCGCGCGACGUCGGCGAGGUCGAGCUCCUGAGCGGGAACCGGAUCAACCUCAAGAAGGGCGCGCAGUACCACCUCGCGAGGGAGGACGUCGAGGCCAUGAUCGUCGCAGGCGACGUCGAGGUCAUCGAGUGA
Molecule: messenger RNA, 876 nt
Organism: Rhodotorula graminis WP1
Lineage: Eukaryota; Fungi; Basidiomycota; Microbotryomycetes; Sporidiobolales; Sporidiobolaceae
Exons: 3
Coding region: 1-876 (291 amino acids)
Biological process (GO): DNA replication; DNA strand elongation involved in mitotic DNA replication
Cellular component (GO): GINS complex
Source: RefSeq, a predicted model, not a curated record